Messenger RNA from Vitrella brassicaformis, 1596 nucleotides. NCBI's taxonomy places the organism in Eukaryota, Vitrellaceae. The record is from the annotation of a GenBank genome assembly.
GCGUAUAGAUCGGUUCCCCGUGUGUUGGCGCAGCUCAAGAUGGUCGGCCGCCACCUGGAGUUCGGUUGGGACAACACACACCGCUGCCUGCAGCUGUUCCAGCACGGCGAUGAGUGGCGGGCCAUCGAGGACGAGCCCGGCUUCCGGCUGGAGGUCGACCCGCCCCUCCCUGCGGGCCAUCUGUAUCGGCAGCACCGACGGGGGCACGACCCACCAGUGACCUGCCGGAUCACGUUCGAAAACACCUGGGACGUUGGAUGGGGAUCCUUCUACGAAUGGGUGUCGACCGGUGGUCCGGAGACAUAUGCGUCGGAGACAUAUGCGUCGGUGUCUUCAUUCGCCAAGCGGAUGAUCCUCAAGCACUGCUUCCUCAUUCCGUCACAUUCGACAUGACUCAACAGGUAUGUCUGUAACACGUCAAUGGCACUAGUGGCAAGAGAGGUGCGUGGUUCAUUCUGUGUGUCCGUGUGGUUGGUUCAGGUAUGUUAGUGGCGGCCGCUUGCAUGGCCUGCUGACCGAGUCGCUCCACACACGAGUGGCGGGAUGCACCACGACAGUGAGCAGCUCUGACGGUCGUGUGCGAGAGCUGGUGCUGACCGACAACAACCGCCCCUUCGCCGCAUUGCUUUUUAUUGAGGAUAUCGGAAACAACCGAGGUCAGAAUGACUGACGGACAGGCGGCCGCAUACAUGUGGCGUGUUCCGCCUGCCUUCCUUGUCUGCAGUGUCCGUGUGUGUCGAGACCACUGACGAACCCAUGGGUGGGAGUCAGCUGCGCAAGCAACACGUCGCCACUCAGCUGGCUCGUGUGGCAUUUGGCGCGGUGGCGCCAUACGUCUUCGACGGACGACUGCAGCAGCAGCAGCAGGAGAGGGAUGAGACCAACGGCGGCGAUGGUACGGACAGCUAAGGGGGGAGACGGGGACACAAGUGACAGCAAUGAUGAGAUUGAUGGCCACCGGACCCUCUGUGUGUGUGUGUGUGUUUGCUGUAGAUGGUGGUGGUGGCGCUGGUGGCGGCAAUGAUUUGGAUGACGUAGGAGAGGGCACUGCAGGUAGACAGGAAACCAGGCCGUCCCACAUCACAUACGACAAACAGCACAUGUGUGGUCCCUCACAUCGAUCAAGCCGCCCGCAAUUACAUCCAUGUCUGUCUGUCUGUCUGUCUGCGUGUGCGUGUGCGUCUACGGCAGGUGGGGGUGCCGCAGCAGCCGGAGGGGCCAGCAACUGCUACUAUAUUGCAAGAGAUGGCCGCCGCUCAUGGUAAUGCUGUUGCCGCCUCCGUGUCUGUGUGGCGUUGCCACAUUAGUGAGGCCACUCACUCGGUACUUUUUGUAGCGCUGCUGUUGGCGAGCGGCCGAAUGGCUGGCUGGUGUGUCUGCGUGUGCGCGUGUGUGUUUGUUUGCCCUCAAGUGGCGGACUUUGCACAUCUGCCUUGGAAGCUGUGCUGUGCCAUGCUGUGUGCCUGCCUGACGGUCUGGACUCACUCACUGGCCUCGCCGAUUGAUUUGUUGUUUCGUGAUGGACAAUUAAUUGUAGAGUGAAUUUGUCUUGUACCAUAUGACGAUCAAUCAGACGACACGCUCCCAAGAAAUCGA